CUCCGUCGUGCGCGUUGUCGGCUUGUCUCGCGGUUUGUCACUGUUUUGGUUACGAUUUGGGUAUGUGAGAUAGCAUCGUCACCGCCGCUGAUAAACUUUUCAUAAAUUUUGUAACUUAAUUAUGAUAUGGCUCUGGUUGACAUGUCUGAGAUGUUGUCUGGAGCAGACGUAUGGUUUAAUUAUCGCAAUCUGCUAAUUUAUUAAUUGGUUAUAAAGGCGGGCUUGCUUUGAUAUAGGUAAUAUUGGAAAAGUCAGUGACAGGGAAAUCAUACUAAUGUAACUAUGUUUUGUUGUCAAUUGUUACACCGAAAUCUAUAAUAUUUGGUCCAAUGUGUAGAAUCCAUGAUGAAAUCAAGAACAACUCGAGAUCAUUCAAUGAGUAGGAGAAAAGAAGGACAUGCAAAAGAAAUAGCAAGACAUUCUUCCCCAAUUUUGGGAACUGUAGAAAUGCCUAGUAAAUCUCUUGCUACUGAAAAGUCUGUAAACAUGAGCAUAGUGAACAGAAGCUCAAAUAGCAGUGACAUAAGUAUGCCUGGACAAAACCUCCACACAGACUCUGGCAUUUCCAGUUCAGAUUCUCUUGCUGGUUGUGAUAAAAGAUCACCAUCACCUGAUGAUCAUGAUUUUGUUUCGGAUCUAAUGAAAAUAGCUGACAGAAAAUUAGCACAAAUUGCUAUUCGUGAAGAUUUAACUUGUAGUGAUAACUAUCUUAAUCAAUCAAAGCAGAUGGGCUUACAACCCUCAACAUCUGCGAGAAGCAAUAUUGUUUUUCCUUUAUUUGAAGACAAUGAUAUGGCGACUUCUUCUAUAUUUAUGACAGCAAUGGAUUCUGACUUGCCCAUGUCUGACAAUGGCAAUCAAAAUUCUUGUGAACAAACUAUCGGUUCUGUUAUACAGGAUUUUGGACUAGAUCAUUCAUUUGAUGAUGACAUUGAAAAUUAUGACGCCAGACUUUAUUGUUCUGCUUGUGGUGAUAUUCUAACCAAUCCAAGACUAUUACCAUGCCUGCAUACAUUUUGCACAAACUGCUUGCAAGAUAAAACAACUCCGAGCGUUAAUAAAGAUGGCUUGCUACUGGAAAAAGUAGUUGAUGCAUCAUGUUCGUCGGAAGCUUUAAAAUGCCCAACUUGCUUCACCAAUGUAAACUUGUCUUUAGAAGGAGUUUACGGUCUCCCAAUGAAUCAUUUAAUUCAGCGACUGCUAGUGAUAAAUGAUUUAAAAAACAGAAAAGCACAACAAUUAACUUGUGAUCUUUGUCCAGACAAAACAGCAAUAGAGGGAAGAUGUGUCCAGUGUCAAGCUAAUUUGUGCCAAUUUUGCUUCCAAGCCCAUAAGCGACAAAGCCUCACGGCUGCUCAUAGUGUAAUUUCUUCCAAGGAAAUUGAUGGCAAAGACACAAGAUACCGGUCAAAGAAACAAGGUGUCCCAAUCAUGUGCAAUAGGCACACUGAAGAAGAAUUGAAAUUAUAUUGUCUUGAUUGCUCACAACUUGUAUGUAGAGACUGCUGUCUAGGAGUUAAACACAGGGAUCAUAAAUGUGAAUAUGUGAACUAUGUGAUUGACCAGAAAGUAUCUGAGAUAUCUAAUCACUUUAAAUCAUGCGAACCUAAAAUUAAAAGUUUACAUAAAGCUAUUUCACAGCUCGAACAUUCUGAAAAAGUUAUUAAUGAUACAGCGGAUGAAGUUUCUGGUAAAGUGGAACGCCAUAUUACGAGUUAUAUCAAGUCAUUAGAAAAACAUAAAAAUUCACUUCUGAAAUCAAUAAAACAAAUGGCCAAGGCUAAACGUGAAUCGGUGCAGGUACAAAAACAACAUCUUUCUAGUCUUUUAAAAGAUGUAACGCAUUCUUGUGACUUUACAUCUCAAUUGCUCGGCAUAGGAACAGACCAUGAAAUAGUAUCUUUGAGGCCAUUUGUUAUUGAGCGCUUACAGUCAUUGUCAUCUAUAAAAUUCAGUGAAAAUCCUUGCCCAGUGGAAAACUUCAUGGAGUUCCGAGCAAACAAGAAAGUGAAAACCUGGAUAGAAGGAGACAAUGUAAGUUGCCUUGCUGAAAAUAAAAGAUCAUCGAAGUUACUUCGACCCGGAUUAGAAGUCGAUAUUUGUGGUGAUGUUGUUUCACGUGCCUUGGAACCUAAGUAUUGUACUGCUUAUGGUGAAGGAAUUCAUUGUUCUCGUGUUAAACUACCUUCUGAAUUCAUUGUCAUUGCCAAUAACUAUGAACGUGAAAAACUAGAGAACGGAGGCCAUGAUGUAUCUGUAUUAGUAACAAUGGAGGGCAUAGACCAAAAAUUAUUUAAAAAACCCAAAGUGCAAAUUACUGACAGACAUGAUGGUACAUACCGUAUUCUUUACGUUGUUUAUGCAACUGGAAAUUACAAUUUAGAUGUACAAAUUUUUGGAGAACAUAUUCAUGGUAGUCCGUUUCAUGUUUCUGCGAUUGACUCGAAAACCCAUGUUCAUUCUGGUAUAUUUCAUUGCUGCUGCUUUUGUUCAAGUGGUGGAGAUAAAAAUAGUGUAUGUGCAUGCGGAGCUCAAAUGCCUGGUGGGUUCAAAGGUUGUGGACAUGGUCAUGAAGGACACCCUGGAUCAUCUCAUUGGUCUUGUUGUGGCAAAACUAUUGAAGCAUCAUCCUGUAGCAAGCAUUCAAUAAAAACUUCAUUGCAAGAUUUAUCCAGUGAAUCAGAAAACAACAUACUUCCUCCUCCUAUGUUACAGAACCUUGAUCAUAGAAGCUAUACUUUACCUGUCCGAAAAAAUAUAGCAAAGGAUUUCAUGUCUCAUCCUAAUGGAGAAGAAGAUAUGUAUGCAACACCAGGUACAUUAAGAUUGCAAAGAGGUCCUUCAUAUCCAAGAUUUAAUUUUUCAAGGCAACAGAGCGCUCCGGUGUCAUCCUCAACUAAGCAAGUAAAAACUGUUACAUUAUAAAUAUAUAUAUUCGAAGCUAAAAGAAUAGCUAAGAAUUUUGUCAAUCUCUUACUGUUUCUUCAUCUUCUUAUCUGACUUAAUGCGCAUGCUAAAUGUGUUACAGAGUUUUACUAUUUAUUGUUAAUAUAUUUUGAUGCACCAUUGCAUGACAAUCAUUCUAAAUAGGGCAUCCUAUUUAUAUACAGUAUUGUUUUCUCUCUUCAUAAUUCAUUUUACCUAACAUACCUAGUUUGAUGGGGUAUAUUUAUAAUCCAACAUAAGUUAUAUGGCAGGGUAUAUAUUACUGAGAGACCCUGCUUCACGUCAUUUUGAUAUCCAAUUUUGUAAAAAUCUUUGUAACCUUCAGAAAAUCUUAAAUACCUCAUUAUGGUGCUGCUUCUAAAUUUAUUAUAUCUUCAACUACUCUUGGUGAUUGUUACUUAAAUAAGUCAAGCAUGUAUUCUAUGUGUCAUCUGUCCGAUAUUAGCCAAAUUGACUCAAUAAUGAAUAGAACAUGAAUACGGAUGAUUGACUAGUUUUAAAAAUAAAGAAUUUUGUAAUAAUUGUGUUUUUGCUGAUUUACGAUAAUUAUUAUUAAGCAUGGUAUAUUUGGGUUGUCAUACCUUACAACUUUGCAUUCGCUAAAAUAUUUGCGGUUUCAAACUACUAUUUAUAAAAAUAUUUCGUGCUCUUCAUUAUAAAUAUUUUGUUCGUUUUGAUACUCUUUUCUAACUUAUUUUCUCAAAUACUUUGGUGCGUAACAAAAAAACUAUGCGAUCUACAAACAUGAAUCCACUUUUUCAGUAAUUUAUUUGCUUACAUUGCAGCCCCAUUUCUUUUUUAGUUAUCGCUUAAUAAACUUAUGUAGCAUUUUAAAGCUAUUAGAAAUAUGCAAUAUUAUCCGUAGCUUAAUAAUGACAAGAAUAUUGAAAUGAAUCGUUUAAAAUAUUCUAUCAUAAGUGUCUAUUAUCAGAAUUCCUUGAAGAACGGCUGUAAAUUAUCACCAGGGUGGGGCAUUAUAUUGUUAAUCAGACCCCACACCUAUCCUCUGAUAGUCAUUGAAGUGGAAUGUAGCAA
Styela clava is the source of this 3981-nucleotide messenger RNA. RefSeq names its product E3 ubiquitin-protein ligase TRIM45-like. The record is from RefSeq and is a predicted model, not a curated record. Gene Ontology annotation, molecular function: zinc ion binding; ubiquitin protein ligase activity; protein binding. Gene Ontology annotation, cellular component: nucleoplasm. Lineage: Eukaryota; Metazoa; Chordata; Ascidiacea; Stolidobranchia; Styelidae.